This is a messenger RNA of Pleuronectes platessa (European plaice), 9155 nucleotides long. It is a transcript of the gene tln2b, whose product is annotated as talin 2b. Gene Ontology annotation, cellular component: focal adhesion; cytoskeleton; plasma membrane. Gene Ontology annotation, biological process: cell-cell adhesion. The record is from RefSeq and is a predicted model, not a curated record. Lineage: Eukaryota; Metazoa; Chordata; Actinopteri; Pleuronectiformes; Pleuronectidae. Gene Ontology annotation, molecular function: integrin binding; actin filament binding.
GAGGAGGGGCUUGAUGCCGUGGAGGACUCAGGCAGACGAGCCGAGCUGACCCGCUUGAGGUGCGGUGCGCAGCCCCCUCAUUGAAGCUCCAUGCACUGACGAGCGGCCCGGACAUCAGGUGUGUAGGUCGGUGAGGCCGUUAUACUACCCAUCAAGAUGGUGGCCUUGUCGCUGAAGAUCUGCGUCCGCCAGUGCAACGUGGUGAAGACGAUGCAGUUCGAGCCGUCCACGCCCGUGUAUGACGCGUGCAGAAUCAUCAGGGAGAGAGUGCCAGAGGCCCAGUCAGGACAAGCCUCGGAUUAUGGCCUCUUCCUCUCUGACGAGGAUCCGAGGAAAGGAAUCUGGCUGGAGUCUGGAAGAACCCUGGAUUACUACAUGCUGCGAAAUGGCGACGUCUUGGAAUAUAAGAAGAAGCAAAGGCCGCAGAAGAUCAAAAUGCUGGAUGGUGCGAUUAAAACCAUCAUGGUGGACGACUCGAAGACAGUCGGCGAGCUGCUGGUCACCAUCUGCAGCAGAAUAGGAAUCACCAACUACGAGGAGUACUCGCUCAUUCAGGAGGUGACGGAGGACAAGAAGGAGGACGGGAUGGGGACGCUGAAGAAGGACAGAACGCUGCAGCUCCGGGACGAGAGGAAGAUGGAAAAGCUCAAAGCCAAACUCCACACAGACGACGACAUGAACUGGCUGGACCACAGCAGGACGUUCAGAGAGCAAGGGGUGGAGGAGAGCGAGACGCUGCUGCUCAGGCGCAAGUUCUUCUACUCGGACCAGAACGUGGACUCUCGGGACCCGGUUCAGCUGAAUCUGCUCUACGUUCAGGCGCGGGAUGAUAUAUUGAAUGGAUCCCACCCUGUCUCCUUUGAUAAAGCUUGUGAGUUCUCGGGGAUCCAGGCUCAGAUUCAGUUCGGACCCCAUGUGGAGCACAAGCACAAGCCCGGAUUCCUGGACCUGAAGGAGUUCCUACCUAAGGAGUACAUCAAGCAGAGAGGGUCCGAGAAGAAAAUAUUCCAAGAUCAUAAAAACUGUGGAGAGAUGACUGAGAUUGAGGCAAAAGUGAAAUACGUGAAGCUCGCCAGGUCCCUUCAGACAUAUGGAGUGUCCUUCUUCCUGGUGAAGAAACCCCUUCUUCUGAUUGGCCUUCGCUCCAUUGUCAGAGCUCCUUAUUUUAACCCAGUGAUAACAGAGAAACAAAAGCCUGGAGACAUGAAAGGAAAGAUGAAGGGCAAAAACAAGCUGGUGCCGCGGCUGCUGGGGAUAACCAAGGAGUCGGUGAUGCGAGUGGAUGAGAAGACGAAGGACAUGGUGCAGGACUGGCCCCUGACGACAGUGAAGAGAUGGGCCGUCCCCAAGAGCUUCACCCUGGAUUUCGGAGAGUACCAGGAGAGCUACUACUCUGUCCAGACCACAGAGGGAGAGCAGAUAUCCCAACUUAUUGCGGGAUACAUUGACAUCAUUCUUAAAAAGAAGCAGAGUAAGGAUCGUUUCGGCCUUGAGGGAGAUGAGGAGUCCACCAUGCUGGAGGAAUCGGUUUCCCCUAAGAACAAAGACACCCUGAUGAAUCUGGCCAAAGCGGUGGCCAAUGCAGCUGCUAUGUUAGUCCUGAAGGCCAAGAACGUGGCCCAGGUGGCCGAGGACAGCGUGCUGCAGAACCGGGUGAUCGCAGCUGCCACUCAGUGUGCCCUGUCCACCUCACAGCUGGUCGCCUGCACCAAGGUGGUGAGUCCAACCAUCAGCUCCCCGGUGUGUCAGGACCAGCUGGUGGAGGCCGGGAAGCUGGUGGACCGCUCUGUGGAGACCUGCGUCAAAGCGUGCCGCUCGGCCAGCGACGACGGCGAUCUGCUGAAGCAGGUCGGGGCGGCAGCCGGCGUGGUGAGCCAGUCCCUCAGCGACCUGCUGCAACACGUCCGCCACUACGCCAGCUGCGGAGAGCCCAUCGGGCGCUACGACCAGGCCACAGACACAAUCAUGAACGUGACGGAGAACAUCUUCACCUCCAUGGGUGAUGCUGGCGAGAUGGUGCGUCAGGCCCGGGUGUUAGCUCAGGCGACUUCCGACUUGGUCAAUGCCAUGAGGUCCGAUGCAGAGGCUGAAGUGGACGUGGACAACUCCAAGAAACUUCUGGCUGCAGCCAAACUCCUGGCUGACGCCACCGCUCGCAUGGUGGAGGCCGCUAAGGGGGCGGCGGCCUACCCAGAGAACGAGGACCAGCAGCAGCGGCUCAGGGAGGCAGCCGAGGGGCUCCGUGUUGCCACUAACGCUGCAGCUCAGAACGCCAUAAAGAAAAAACUGGUCAACAGACUGGAGAUAGCUGCAAAGCAGGCGGCGGCUGCUGCUACUCAGACCAUCGCAGCUGCACAAAACGCUGCUGCCUCCAACAAAAAUACAGCCUCACAUCAACAGCUCGUUCACAGCUGCAAGGGAGUAGCCGAUAGCAUCCCCCAUUUGGUGCAGGGCAUGAGGAGCAGCCAGGCCCAGCCUGAGGAGCUGGGUGCCCAGCUCGCCCUCAUCAUGGCCAGCCAGAGCUUCCUACAGCCUGGAAGUAAGAUGGUGGCAUCUGCGAAGUCGGCCGUUCCGACAGUGGCUGACCAGGCUGCUGCUAUGCAACUGGGCCAGUGUGCCAAGAACCUGGCUACCUGCCUGGCGGAGCUCAGGACUGCCACUCAGAAGGCCCAUGAAGCAUGUGGUCCUCUGGAGAUCGACUCAGCCCUGAAAACAGUCCAGACACUCAAGAGUGAGCUUCAGGAUGCCAAGAUGUCCGUCAUCGAUGCACAACUCAAACCUCUUCCUGGGGAAACGCUGGAGAAGUGUGCCCAGGACUUGGGGAGUACCUCUAAGGCUGUGGGCUCGUCCAUGGCUCAGCUGCUAACGUGUGCGGCACAAGGCAACGAACAUUAUACAGGUGUGGCUGCCAGAGAGACAGCCCAGGCUUUAAGGACACUGGCCCAAGCAGCCAGGGGCGUGGCAGCCAGCACCAAGGAGCCGCAGGCUGCUGCUGCAAUGCUCGACUCAGCCCAGUGCGUCAUGGAGGGCUCGGCCAUGUUGAUCCACGAAGCCCACCAGGCCCUGGUUCACCCCGGAGAUGCUGAGAGUCAGCAGAGACUGGCGCAGGUGGCCAAAGCGGUGUCGCACUCCCUGAAUAAUUGUGUGAAUUGCCUGCCAGGCCAGAAGGAUGUUGACAUGGCCCUGAGGAGCAUUGGAGAGGCCAGCAAGAAGCUGCUGGUGGAUAUUCUGCCUCUCUGCAGUAAGACAUUCCAGGAGGCCCAGACUGAUCUGAACCACACGGCUGCUGAGCUCAACCACUCUGCAGGCGAGGUCGUCCACUCCUCUCGAGGAACAAGCGGCCAGCUGGCUGCGGCCUCGGGCAAGUUCAGCCAAGACUUUGACGAGUUCCUCGAUGCUGGCGUCGAGAUGGCAGGACACACUCAAAGCAAAGAUGACCAGAUCCAGGUCAUUGGUAAUCUGAAGAAUAUCUCCAUGGCGUCCAGUAAACUGCUGCUGGCUGCCAAGUCACUGUCUGUGGAUCCAGGUGCAGCCAAUGCGAAGAAUCUUCUCUCUGUGGCAGCAAGGGCGGUGACAGAGAGUAUUAACCAGCUGAUCACGCUCUGUACCCAGCAAGCAGCGGGACAAAAGGAGUGUGACAACGCCUUGAGGGAGUUGGAGGCUGUCAGAGGACUCCUAAAUAAUCCCAACGAGCCUGUCAGCGAGCUCUCCUACUUUGACUGCAUCGAGAGCGUCAUGGAAAAUUCAAAGGUCCUCGGAGAGUCGAUGGCAGGUAUUUCACAGCACUGUAAGACGGGUGACGUGGUCGCCUUCGGGGAGAGUGUGGGUGUGGCGUCCAAAGCUCUGUGUGGGCUGACGGAGGCUGCAGGACAGGCAUCUUAUCUUGUAGGUGUGUCUGACCCCAACAGUCAGUCAGGUCACGAGGGGCUGGUGGAUCCCAUUCAGUUUGCUCGGGCCCACCAGGCUAUACAGAUGGCAUGUCAGAACCUAGUGGACCCUGCCAGCAGCCCUUCACAGGUCUUGUCUGCAGCAACCAUUGUAGCCAAACACACCUCAGCUCUCUGUAACGCCUGCCGCCUGGCCUCCUCCAAAACCUCCAACCCGGUGGCCAGGAGACAGUUUGUCCAGUCAGCCAAAGAGGUGGCCAACACCACAGCCAACCUCGUCAAAACCAUCAAGGGCUUAGAUGGAGAUUUUUCGGAGGACAACAGAAACAGGUGCCAUGUUGCAACGACCCCACUCCUUGAGGCUGUAGAAAACCUCUCCACCUUUGCCAGCAACCCCGAGUUUGCUAGCAUCCCGGCACAGAUCAGCAAUGAGGGCUCAGCCGCACAGGAGCCUAUCGUGCGUUCAGCCCGCUCGAUGCUCGAUAGCUCCACCUACCUUUUAGAAACAGCCCGCUCACUCGUCCUCAACCCCAAAGAUCCGCCCACCUGGUCCAUACUGGCUGGCCACUCCAGGACGGUGUCUGACUCCAUCAAGAGCCUCAUCACCUCCAUUCGGGACAAGGCACCAGGACAGAGGGAGUGUGAUUACUCCAUUGAUAACAUCAAUAAGUGUAUCCGGGACAUUGAGCAAGCUUCCCUGGCUUCUGUUGGGCAGACCCUGCCCUGCAGAGAUGAUAUCUCCCUGGAAGCGCUCCAGGAGCAGCUGACAUCCUCUGUGCAGGAGAUUGGGCAUCUGAUUGAUCCUGUCUCCACCACAGCCCGAGGCGAAGCUGCCCAACUAGGACACAAGGUGACUCAGCUGGCCAGUUACUUCGAUCCACUCAUCAUGGCAUCAGUGGGGCUGGCCUCCAAGCUCCAUGACCACCAGCAGCAGAUGACCAUCCUGGACCAGACCAAGACCCUGUCGGAGUCGGCCCUGCAGAUGCUCUACGCUGCUAAGGAAGGCGGGGGAAAUCCGAAGGCGUCCCACACCCACGAUGCCAUCUCUGAAGCAUCCCAGCUGAUGAAGGAGGCUGUGGACGACAUCAUGGUGACAUUGAACGAGGCAGCCAGUGAGGGGGGCAUGGUGGGGGGCAUGGUGGAGUCCAUCGCCGAGUCCAUGGGCAGGCUUGAUGAAGGAACACCACCUGAACCCGAAGGAUCCUUUGUGGACUACCAGACCACCAUGGUGAAGUUCUCCAAGGCCAUCGCCAUCACUGCACAGGAGAUGAUGACAAAGUCAUUGACCUGCCCUGAGGAGCUCGGUGGCCUUGCCUCUCAGGCGACAGUGGACUAUGCACAGCUAGCACACGAAGGACGUCUUGCUGCAGCUACUGCAGAGCCGGAGGAGGUUGGUUUCCAAAUAAGGUCACGGGUGCUAGAGCUGGGCCAUGGCUGCAUCUACCUGGUUCAGAAGGCGGGGGCCCUGCAGCUCAGCCCCACGGACAGCUUCUCCAAGAGGGAGCUCAUCGAGUGUGCCCGCGCCGUCACAGAGAAGGUGUCCCUGGUGCUGUCAGCACUGCAGGCGGGGAACAAAGGCACCCAGGCCUGCAUCACAGCAGCCAGUGCUGUGUCUGGCAUCAUCGCUGACCUGGACACCACCAUCAUGUUUGCCUCAGCUGGAACACUGAGCCCUGAGAAUGAAGAGUCCUUUGCCGACCACAGGGAGAACAUCUUGAAGACGGCCAAGGCGCUGGUGGAGGACACCAAGCUGCUGGUGGCUGGAGCCGCAUCCAGCCCGGAGAGACUGUCCCAGGCUGCCCAGUCCUCAGCCAAGACCAUUACCCAGCUCACUGAGGUGGUCAAACUGGGAGCAACCAGUAUGGGCUCUGAGGAUCCUGAGACACAGGUGGUUCUGAUAAAUGCCGUGCGCGACGUGGCCAAAGCUCUGGCGGAACUCAUCGGUGCCACCAAAUGUGCCGCCGGCAAGCCAGCCGACGACCCGUCCAUGUAUCAGCUGAAGAGCGCGGCCAAGGUCAUGGUGACCAACGUGACGUCUCUUCUGAAAACAGUGAAGGCAGUGGAGGAUGAAGCCACUCGCGGGACGAGGGCACUGGAGGCCACCAUCGAGUGCAUCAAGCAGGAGCUGACGGUGUUCCAGUCCAGGGACGUCCCGGACAAGUCCACCACACCCGAGGUGUUCACCCGCAUGACGAAGGGCAUCACCAUAGCGACGGCCAAGGCAGUGGCUGCUGGGAACUCUGCACAGCAGGAGGACGUUAUCGCCACUGCCAACCUGAGCCGAAAAGCCAUCACCGAUAUGCUGACUACGUGCAAGCAAGCAGCGUUCCACCAAGAAGUCAGCGAGGAACUGAGGAGCAGGGCCCUGCAGUACGGAUCUGAGUGCACCAGCGGAUACAUCAACCUUCUGGAGCAAGUGCUGCAGGUGCUGCAGAAGCCCACACCGGAGCAGAAACAGCAUCUGGCCCUGCACUCCAAACACGUGGCAGCGUGUGUGACCGAGCUCGUCCAGACAGCAGAGGCCAUGAAAGGAUCAGAGUGCGUGGACCCCGAGGACCCCACUGUCAUCGCUGAGACCGAGCUCCUCGGAGCCGCGGCGUCCAUUGAAGCCGCCGCCAAGAAACUGGAGCAGCUGAAACCGAGGGCCAAGCCCAAGCAGGCAGAUGAGACGCUGGAUUUUGAGGAGCAGAUCCUGGAGGCUGCUAAGUCCAUCGCUGCAGCAACUAGUGCUCUGGUUAAAUCUGCAUCGGCAGCACAGAGAGAACUGGUGGCACAAGGGAAGGUGGGAUCCAAUCUAGCUAAUGCAGUGGAUGAUGGCCAGUGGUCACAAGGUCUCAUAUCAGCGGCUCGUUUGGUAGCGGCAGCCACCAGCAACCUGUGUGAGUCGGCUAACGCCUCGGUUCAGGGCCACGCCAGCGAGGAGAAGCUCAUCUCUUCGGCCAAACAGGUGGCGGCCUCCACAGCUCAGCUGCUGGUCGCCUGCAAGGUGAAGGCGGACCAGGAUUCUGAAGCCAUGAGGAGACUUCAGGCUGCUGGGAACGCCGUGAAGCGAGCCUCAGACAGCCUGGUGAAGGCGGCUCAGAAAGCAGCAUUUGACAAGACCGAAGACGACAGCGUGGUGGUGAAGACCAAAUUCGUCGGAGGCAUAGCUCAGAUCAUUGCGGCUCAGGAGGAGAUGCUGAGGAAGGAGAGGGAGCUGGAGGAAGCCCGUAAGAAGCUGGCUCAGAUCCGACAGCAGCAGUACAAGUUCCUGCCCAGCGAGCUGAGGGAGGACGAGGGCUGAGGGGCCGAGCGGGGAAGGACGUGCGCUGCAUUGAUGAAGACCCCUCUCGUCAUAGGCUGAUGUUGCCAAUGUAUCAAUGGCUGCUUUACUCUCUUAUAAUCGAGGAAUAUACAGCACUUGAAUCAGGCCUGUUGGGUGAGAACAACAAGUGCCUGUGCUCUGUAGUGUGUUUGUGUGUGGGUGUGUGUGUGUGCGUAUGUGUGUGUCAGCGUGUGUGUGUGUGUGUGUGUAUUUGUCAGUUAAAGACACUCAAUAAGGAAAAAGUUGUUAAUAUGAGCAGGUUGAGAAAGUGUGAUAAAGUUGUAUGGUUAAUGUGUUAUUGCUUUGUGAGUGUUACUCCAUCAUGAGCAUUACUGACUGUUACAAUCAUGAAUUUGAGAUGUUAUGAAUGCAGAAAUCCUCUAUAAUCUUUGAAUGUUCUAUUAGUGUUGAAGGUUCAGAGCCAAUGGAAAUGAACUGGUGACGCCUCCAAACAACCUUAGGGUCCAUGGCUUGUACUCCCAACAUCCUAUGUAAAAACAUCCGAGGGUUAAGAGAAAGCGGAGGGAGGAGGGACUCCUCGUUUCACCACUGCUUUGCAUGCACCAUAAUGUCUAUACAUAUCAAUGACGCUACUAACCAAUAGAGUAGUAUAGAGUGGAAAGUCACUUGUAUUUUGCUAUUGAAAAUGUGAAAUUGCUGAUCAUCUGGAUAAAUCAUUUCAAAUCAAGGAUUCUGAACACCGGCCAACAAUUGCUAUAAAAUAUUUAUUCUUGACAACAUUUUCUAAGGACAUAUGUGACCAAAUAUGUCUUUUCCUUGUGUGAGUCGGGCCGCCUCAUGUAGCCCCCGCAGCCUCACCUACGCAGGGCUGUGUAAGGAAGAUAUAUGUUUACAUUGUGUGUCACGUCUGCUCCUGCUCGUUCUCGUGAAUUAAUCCCUCUCCCUGUAACACUGGCCAGAUUUAGUUUGGGUGCCCGCUGUACUGCACACACACUCACGCAAACAUACACACACUCACGCAAACAUACACACACUCACAUACAGCUAUUUUCCCUGCUCGUCACCCCGCUGUUACGGCAACGGUAUUUUCACUUUGGACUGGCGGUCAAAAGCAAUACAACGAUUCUAGCAAGAUACUAACGAGGGUCUGCGCUGUCACUGGUUGGUCGAUUGCAUACGUGCAGUGACGUUUGGCUUUGCCCUCCUGAAUGACACAAGAAAUACAUUUUUGCACUGAUCAUAAACGUACGCACUGAAGAAGGCAAUUUAAAGCUUCCGUCACAUACAAAGCAGAAGGAUGUUCUGAUGGAGGAAACUGAUCCAAUAAUUUCCUUCACUUUCGUAUAUUAACGUGUUAUAUAUUGGAAAUGUUACGCACUUCAUCUCCUCAGUCUGUCCGUGCCAGUGUCUGGUCUGCAUCGUGUACUAGUGCCUUACUCGAGUCUGUCCUGUGAGCAGCUGAAGAUCAGGCCCGGUUUGGAGCCUGAGCCUCUUCCUCUCUGGAUCAGAACAUGAUGCCAUGCUGAUGCCCAUCGGGGUCUUAAUAAACUGUCACCGAGUCCCUCUGCCAUACAGUACAAUGCCUUGGCUGGUGACCUAUAUACCUGCCUCCAAUGUUAUAAUGCUGAUAUAUAAUAAAAAAGGGCAUCCGUGGAUACCUUCGGAUUCAGAGACCAUAUCAGAACUCUUAACACUAGACUGCAUUCCAUGAGCAUGUGGCAAUUUGUGUUUGAUUAACUUCCUUGUUUCAUCGUCUAAUCACUAUAAAAAAAAAAGAUUUGUUUUUAUCAGUAAAUGUAAGAAUUACCCUGAAAUAUAUUGUCUUACUGAUUUGUCUGAGUAUAAACAGGAAAUAGAAACCAUUAGUAGCCCUGUUAUGAAUCGGUGUUGUGCUUUCUUUAACAGACUGCAUUGGUUUUAUGAUUUAAUGCUGUAUGUAUAAUAUUUAUCUGGUCACAAAAGUAUUUUUUGUAUUCACCAAAAAAUAAAAAAGUUUCAAAACA